This is a messenger RNA of Mesorhabditis spiculigera, 753 nucleotides long. The record is from the annotation of a GenBank genome assembly. NCBI's taxonomy places the organism in Eukaryota, Metazoa, Nematoda, Chromadorea, Rhabditida, Rhabditidae.
AUGACCGGAAAGGGCCCAUUGGAAUUCAAGUGGAUCGAUGGGAAACCUGUUAAUUAUACGAAUUGGGCUCGCAAGGAGCCGAACGACCACAAAGACCAGGGUGAGACAUGUAUUGAGAUGUACGUUCGUUACUGGAGGUUUGACAAGACAAAGAGUCUGGAGCAGAAUAUGGAAACCACCGGCGCCGGGAAAUGGAAUGAUCUGAAGUGCAAUUGGAGUCCGAGGGCUUUUGCGUGUCGUAAGGACCAGGCAAACCCACUAGCGGGGCCUAGCAAGGACCCUCCAGCGGGCACGACCGGAAGCACAUUGAGUACCACCGCGACUACCACCAAAAGAGUGCCCAAGCCAACUUGUGGUGAUGCCGCAUGGAAGCUCCGUGAAAAAACUUCCAAGUGCUACGCGAUCCUAAACGAGGCCACUGACUUCGACAAGGCUCUGUUGAGGUGCGAGGCGAUGAAUGGCACGUUGGCCUCGGUACAUUCUGAGGAUGAAAAUAAUUAUAUUCGAGACGAAACCACAUGGGUGCUCAACGAGACGAAUCUGUUUUGGCUAGGCGCUCGGAGGAACAGCGGUACCGUCGGUGAUUUUUCCUGGCUUGACGAUUCGCCAAUGAAUUAUACUAAAUGGAGCAAAGACCUCGACAACCUGGAUGGCAGGGAGAGCUGUUUAGAGCUACGUGUAACGCGCGAGUGGAACGACCGGCCGUGUGAUACCAAGAAUCGCGGAAUCUGCCAGAAAGCUCCAAUUUGGGUG